AUGUCAUCUAAAGCUGCCCCCUUUGUGAAAGCGAUCGCUUCCCGCCGUACUGUUUACUCUCUGAAGCCAGUGUUACCCGAAAAAGUCGAACUGAUCGAGGUCAAACAAGUGGUGCAAGACAUCAUCAAACACACACCCACAUGCUUCAAUUCGCAGGGAAACCGGGCCAUCAUUUUAUCCGGCGAAAGUCACAAGCGCGUUUGGGACUAUGUCUACCAAACCAUCCCGAUCGAAAAGUUCAAAGCCAGACCACUAGCUGCAAGAGACGAAGCAAUCGGAACCGUCGUUUUCCUCGUGAACGAUUCUAAAACCAAAGAGCUGCAAGAAAAGUUCCCAGUGCAUGCAGAUCUAUUCCCAGAGUUGAUCGCCCAUUCAUCUGGUUCGGCUCAACUGUCGACGUGGACAGCUCUUGAACUGUUGGGUUUCGGAGCUAAUUUGCAGCACUUUAACGACCUGAUCAAGGCAGCGCUUCCCAAAGACCUUAUUAAAGAUGACUGGUCUGUUCAGGGUCAACUGGUUUUUGGUCUGCCUGUAGCUGAGCCUGGUGAAAAGACAUUCAUCGACAACGAGGUACCAUUGCUGGAAUAA
Messenger RNA from Lachancea sp. 'fantastica', 588 nucleotides. NCBI's taxonomy places the organism in Eukaryota, Fungi, Ascomycota, Saccharomycetes, Saccharomycetales, Saccharomycetaceae. The record is from the annotation of a GenBank genome assembly.